AAUGCAAGCGUUUGGAAAACAAGAAAGAUCAAGAAAUGGGGAAUUUUCUUAGGAGAAGCUGCGCUGUGCACCCGGCUUCCGGCGAGGGAGGAAGAGGAAGACACGCGGAGGAUCCGCAGCAACAACGUAGAAGGAGUGUGCGGAUUAAAGUGAGGAUGAGAAGAGAUCAAUUGGAAGAGCUUUUGUAUUUGGCGCGUCGUGGUGAUCAAUCGGACGACGGUGGUAAGAUUGGUUUCUUGAUUCUUAAAGAAUGUAUGGAAGGUCGCUUACCAGCGAGUGUUCUUGGCUCCGGUGGCGAUGUUCGAUCUCAACGGUGUGGAAGUUACUUGGUGUCUCGAAGAUUGGGUUCCAUCACAGAGGAAUAAUUAAUUAAUACAUGUGCCUUCGAUAC
Molecule: messenger RNA, 391 nt
Organism: Arabidopsis arenosa
Lineage: Eukaryota; Viridiplantae; Streptophyta; Magnoliopsida; Brassicales; Brassicaceae
Source: the annotation of a GenBank genome assembly